AUGGCAACGACGACGAACGGAAUCAAUGGCCACCACCCAAAUGGCGUGCACACUGCAGCGUCGUCCAAAGACUUCUCGUCGUUCAAGGUGAAUCAAAGCCGACUAAUGGACCACAUUCACGAUGGCUGCCAAUUCGGCGCUGCCUGGAAAUAUGGGGAUGACCCUACAGAGACAGGCAUGGCUCGCCUAGCCCUCAACGACGCCGACAAGGCAGUCCGCCAGUGGUUCACCACCAAAGCAGAGUCUAUGGGUUGCACUGUCACAGUCGAUGAGAUGGGCAACCAGUUCGCCGUUCGGCAGGGGAAGAACGCUUCCGCGCCGCCCGUUAUGAUGGGAUCUCACCUCGAUGCUGAUUCCAAUGCCCCGCAGACUCAACCAACCGGCGGUCGGUACGACGGCAUUCUUGGCGUCAACGCCGGCCUCGAAGUCCUGCGCGUGCUUGAGGACAACAAAUAUGUCUCCGAAGGCAACAUCGGCGUAGUGAACUGGACUAACGAAGAGGGUGCGCGCUUCCCCAUGAUGGCCGUCAGCUCCGGCGUAUGGGCAGGCGCAGUGUCACUCGAGAAAGCCUGGAACUUGGCAGAGGUGAGUGCCGGUGAGGACGGAAACAAGAAGACGAUGAAGCAGGAGUUGGAGCGGAUUGGUUACUUGGGGCCAGUAAAGUGUGACCAUUCAGAGAACCCGUUUGCGGCACACUUCGAGUUGCACAUUGAGCAGGGCCCCAUCCUCGAGGCGGAGAAGAGGAGGGUAGGUGUCGUGAAGGGCGUGCAGGCUUUCAAGUGGUUCGAGAUCGAGGUCUCGGGGAGGGACACGCACGCCGGCACCACGCCGUUCUAUGCACGCAAGGACUCGAUGCUGUGCGCCGCGAAAAUGAUUGUUGAGUCGAACAGGAUCGCGAAAGCGGCUGGUGGCCUUGCCACGACAGGUAUACUGACUCAGGAGCCUGGCAGCAUAAACACAAUGGCACAUACUGUCCAUUUCACGCUCGACAUCCGGCACGUGGAAGACGCAGUUCUCGAGACCAUUCGAAAGGAAUGUGAGACGGCAUUUGCGAAGAUAGCCAAAGACGACAGCGAAGCAGGUUGCAAAGUCGAGUGGAAGGAACUGGUGGACAGUCCUGCGGUCAAGUUCCACGAGGAUUGCAUCAAGGCCGUGGAAGAAGCCGCGGAAGAAGUCUGUUCGGAUCUGCCGAAGACGGCCACUGACGGAGGGAGCUUGUGGAAGCAUAUGAUCAGUGGAGCGGGACACGACUCAUGUUAUACGAACCGCAGGUGUCCGACGAGCAUGAUUUUUGCCGUUACUAAGGAUGGCAUCUCGCAUAAUCCAGUCGAGUACUGUAGUCCGGAGGACUGUGCGGUCGGGACGCAGGUAUUGCUUGGGGCUGUCCUGAGGUUCGACAAGCGGAGGAAGUUCUAG
Messenger RNA from Cyphellophora attinorum, 1416 nucleotides. Its product is annotated as Hydantoin utilization protein C. The record is from RefSeq and is a predicted model, not a curated record. Gene Ontology annotation, molecular function: hydrolase activity, acting on carbon-nitrogen (but not peptide) bonds, in linear amidines. Lineage: Eukaryota; Fungi; Ascomycota; Eurotiomycetes; Chaetothyriales; Cyphellophoraceae. The coding region runs from base 1 to 1416 and encodes 471 amino acids. The transcript is spliced from 4 exons.